AUACGCUCUCCUCAUAGUUUGCGACUUGUAAUUUGUAAUGAAGGAAAAGGUUUGCAAAAUAGAUGAAAGCCAAAAAGCAUACGCUUCUUUGUUUCACUGCGCCCAUAUCAUUUUCCCAUGGCUGGACCCCACAGAGCUCGCCUCGAUUUCCUCAACCUGCAAAACCCUAAAUUCAAUCGCAAAAUCCAUAACUACCGCCCGAAUCUCCGACGCUUCUAGAACAUUCGAGAACCUCCCAAUCCCCUUCGUCAACACCGUCGAUGACCAGCCUUACGCCUACUUCAAUUACACUCCCACCCAAACCCUAGCUUUUAAUCCCUCUUUUUCGGGGCGCCAGCCAUGGGGCGGGAACCGGGUGACCCGACCCGGUUUGUUUGUGGAUACUGUUGUUGUGAGGGAUGCGUGCGGGUGUGGAUGUGAGAGGUGUGAUGUGGAAUUGGAGUGCCCGUGUAGGGAAAUGAGUGCGCCGGAGCUGAGUCGAGAAUGCGGACCGAGUUGUAAGUGUGAGUUGGAGUGUGGGAAUCGGUUGACUCAGAAGGGAAUUGAUGUCAAGGUUAAGAUUGUGAAAGACGAAAGAAAGGGCUGGGGUUUGUUUUCGAAUCAAGUUAUUAAACAAGGGAACUUCGUAUGUGAGUAUGCAGGUGAACUUCUGACAACAAAAGAAGCAAGAUUGAGGCAACAAACAUACGACAAACUUGCACAGGGCGGUAAGUUUUUUCCAGCUCUUCUAGUUGUGAGGGAGCAUCUUCCAUCCGGAAAUGCUUGUAUGAGGAUCAAUAUUGAUGCCACAAGGGUAGGCAAUUUCGCGAGGUUCAUCAACCAUUCUUGUGACGGAGGAAAUCUUUCAACAGUUUUAGUGCGAAGUUCAGGAGCUUUGCUACCACGGCUUUGCUUUUUUGCAUCCAAGGACAUACUAGAAGGUGAAGAGCUUACUUUCAGUUAUGGGGAUAUAAGACUUAACAAGAAAGGCUUGCAGUGUUUUUGUGGUAGCUCCUGUUGUGUCGGAAUCCUGCCUUCCGAGCAAACAUGAUUUCAGUUAUUGAAGAAGAUUGAUAGUUGUCACCUUAUUUAUCCACUGACAUUACAGUAAAUUAAGUUUUGCAUCAGUCACAACACUUGUUGGGUGGUAACUGGGUGAUGGUGAAGUGGCAGUUGCUCUUUGACAAUGACGUUUUUCCUCAAUGAGGCCUCACUGAUUCUAUAUGCCCAAACUUCUAUAAUGAACAAGAAUGAUGAAGAUGUCAGAACUAUACAAGUGUUGCCACUGAAUGAACAAAUCAUCCAGUGGGCAAGAUCGGUGGGAGCUGUGGAAGGGGCAACAAGUCUUUGAACAUGAAUGUCUGUGCCAAUACUUCUAAGAAAUCCUCCACAGCUUCUCUCGAGGCUUUAUGGACCGCCUCUUAAACUUGAAACUGAUUGUUACCUUAACUGAUUAUAACGUUAAACAUUUCUUUGUCCGAGUGUCGGCUGAUGGUCAACAUUUCUAUGUUGUAUUUGAUAUCCUUAUUUUAUUUUAUUUUUGAUAUAAGAUUUACCGGAUUUAUCUA
This is a messenger RNA of Daucus carota subsp. sativus, 1547 nucleotides long. RefSeq names its product histone-lysine N-methyltransferase SUVR3. Gene Ontology annotation, molecular function: histone methyltransferase activity; double-stranded DNA binding; protein binding. The transcript has 2 exons. NCBI's taxonomy places the organism in Eukaryota, Viridiplantae, Streptophyta, Magnoliopsida, Apiales, Apiaceae. Bases 38 to 1030 code for a protein of 330 amino acids. The record is from RefSeq and is a predicted model, not a curated record.